UCUCAUAGUCUCUACCAUUACAAAAUUAUGUAUAAACUAAAUUUAUCAUACUUUAAGGCUCUGGACUUAGCAUUACCAUCAAAAAAGACAGAGUUGUAUGACUUAGUGUCACAUUGCUUAAUAUUUUCAAGAAUUUGGCAACUCUCCAAGAAGGAGCAGCAAAAUGAAGCAAUCUAAAUGUAAAUAUCGUCAGGAUCAAGAAAUCAAGUCUGAGUCAAAGGACUAUUCCAAUAAACCCUACCAGACUAAAGUCUGAAAGAGCAAAGUCUAUCUGUAAAGUCAGUGGGAACUUCAGCAAAUAAAAGAUUUCUUGAAAAUUCACUCAAUGAAAAUUAUGAACUUAAAGAUGCUCAUUCUGGUCCAGACAAACCCAGAAAUAGCCAACCUCAUUUUCGUUCUUACAAAAGUAUUCGAUUUGACUCCAGACAAAGCAUUGCUGGAAGUGAAUACAAGCACUCUAAGUAUUCUAAACAUUCGAAAGAAGAGUCUAAAGUGCCUCGACUUCGUAAAAACUUUUCGAAGCCCGUUCCGAUACAAGAGUCUGUCAAUGAGUCUGACAACAAACACAAGCAAGUGUCAAGUGGAUACAUGCAAGAGGACACUCCAGCCAGAGUUGUGCCAGUGUCGAUUUAUUGUGAGAAUGCAAUGCUGAUUCACUGCAACCAUGGCAAAGUAGAGUUUGGCAAGAACACACUGCACAAGAAUGCUGACAAGAAUGCUGACAAGAAUGCUGACAAGAAUGCUGAAAAGAAUGCUGACAAGAAUGUUAACAGCAUCAGUCACUUACAUCAGAACAUUGGAGGAUCCCCUCAGAAUCCUGCCAACAGCCACUGCUGCACCUCCAAGAUCAGAAUCGUUGAACCAAUUCCGAAAGUGGAUCAAGCCGAGAUCAGAGAGUUCAUUGAGCGCAAUAAUCAGCGCGAGCAAGAUUCUGGAGAUCAAAGAUUCAAAGAUUGAUGAUAUACUCAAGGAUGAUCCACCCAGUGCACAAUCUUUUAAGCUCAGUUGUUUGAAGCAUGGUGGACUUUUAUCAUUAGUCAUGAGGUUGUUUCAAUGUUUAAAUUUAGUGACAACAUUCAAUUUCAACCUUCGCUUCUAG
Molecule: messenger RNA, 1099 nt
Organism: Moneuplotes crassus
Lineage: Eukaryota; Ciliophora; Spirotrichea; Euplotida; Euplotidae
Source: the annotation of a GenBank genome assembly